Molecule: messenger RNA, 1815 nt
Organism: Camelina sativa (false flax)
Lineage: Eukaryota; Viridiplantae; Streptophyta; Magnoliopsida; Brassicales; Brassicaceae
Source: RefSeq, a predicted model, not a curated record
AUGGGCCUAGGCUUUGCUUUUGACAAGUAUCCGCCUUUGCCAGAGUUUCGGAUAUCAAGAUUUCUCGAUUACUACGGCGCUGCACUUUCCGGAGUAUCAUGUCCAUGGCGUGAGAUGUUCAACGACUCUAAUUUGGCCACGCUAAUGGAUCUGAUCGAUGUUCCGUUAUGUCAUAUUCCUGAACCUGUCAUCCGAACAUCAGUCGAAUGGCUCAACCAACAAGUUCCAGAGAGAUUACGCUAUCUCUUUGUAUUGUCGACAUUUAAUUAUAUUCUCUCUUAUUUGGUUACACCACCAGGAGGACUUCCCGAGGGUUUUGUUCCACAAGGUGCCAAGAUCGGUCCUCACAGGUCUAAGAUGGCAAUGUUUGUUACAUUAGCAAUGAUAUUGCGUAGCAAACCUCAUCUCUUGGCUAGGGUUUUGCCCUCUCUGAGGUUGAGGCGUAUGUAUAAAGGACAGGGCCAGUUUCAGCUUACACUCUGGUUGAUAACUCAGGCCUCCAAAGAUGAUUUAUCUCUAGGCUUGCUUUCAUGGGCGCAUAACUUGUUACCUCUAGUCGACAGCCAUCCUCAGUCAAAAGAUGCCAUCCUCGACUUUGUCGAGAAGAUUUUGGCCAAACCAGAUGAUCAUGCCAGAUUUUUAAAAGCUCCUCUUUGGGAGGGAAAGCAGCGGCUUAUUCCACCUCAUUCACUUGAGAUCUUGCUUCGGCUUGCAUUCCCUGCUUCAUCCGAGCCUACUACAAGUAGGUUUAAGGCAAUUUACCCCUUGCUGAAAAAAUUGGCCCUUCUCCGUACAAGAAAUAGCCAGCCAAUAGAAGAAAAUAUAUUCACUUUUUCUUUGAGAUUAUCUGGAGAAGAAAAUACUGCUUUAGCCGAGGAAGCUAGAUCAAUCGCUAUCUGGUCUCUGACCGUUAACAAGGAAUGCUGGAAGAUCUGGGAGAAUCUCUACUAUAGAAAUGUAAAAGUGAGUCUUGAUAUUCUUAAAACACUUGUAGGGAAAUUCCAGGACGGUGCACUUGAGGCAAUGAAUGACCAGAUAUUCUUUUUUUCUUUGUACUUAGCUGCACGAGGAAAUUUACCCCAGCAAGCUACCGCAGUCGCUAUCUGGUCUCUUAACAUAAUCCUUGAUUGCUGGAAGCAGAGGGGCAAUAUCUCUGUGGAUAAUCUAAAAGCUUGUGUUGCUCUUCUUGAACAUCUUGCCGAGAGAUGUAUGGAUCAUUCCCUCAAUCUAUCAUCCUCACCGAGUGAUACUCUUGCAACUUCACCAGGAAGCAAGGCAUGGAAACAAAUCACUCGAAAGAUUUUUACUCUCUCUUUGAAAUUAGCUGGAGAAGUCUUGCAGUGGCAAUCUAAAAGCCAAAGAGGACACUAUUUUGAUGUCAAUUGUGUCACUUAUUUACCCUAUUUCCAGUUCUUGCCACCUGCUGCUGAUGAUAGCAAAGUCAAGGGGAAUCUGGAAGCUAGUGUUGCUCUUCUUAAAAUGCUAGUAGAAGAAUGGAAGGAUCAUUCUCUCAAACUAUCAUCAUCGCCUAGUGAUACUCUCACUCUUGGUCAAACUAUGAAGAGCUUCAUGCUACAGAAUAAAUAUGUCAUCGCUGAAGGACGAGCCAAAGCUUCUCUUUACAAAGAAGCUGACAAGUCCUGCAAAGUGAUCUCGUCUAGACUAUCUCGUGUAAGAAGCAUCAUCAAAGAUACAACCAUUACUGCUAUGGUUCUAGUUGCAGUUGUGAUUCUAGCCGCUGGUAGACAUAACCUAUUUGUGCAUUCGGUUUUUUGGUUUGGUUUAGGUUCGUGUAUUUCGGUGUACAAAGAUUGA